GUGUGUGUGUGUUAGUGAAUGCAUCCGCAUGCGUUCAGUCCCCACUGCUGAAGAAUGAGAGCGAUUCUAAAGAACGGAAGUGAACCGACCAUUUUGAAACCCCGCACCGCUUAGCACUAUGGAUAAGGGCCACACGGUUAAGCUCUUCGUAGGGAAUCUGGCCCUUGAAACCACGCAAGAAGAACUGUCAGCCAUCUUUGAGUCGUAUGGCCAGGUGGUUAGCUGCAGCGUCUUGAGACAGUUUGCUUUUGUACACUUGCAAGGAGAGGGUGCUGCUGAGCGUGCCAUCCAAGAGCUCAAUGGCCGAGAGUUCAAAGGACGCAACCUUGUGGUCGAGGAGUCCCGAGGACGCCCGCUCCACUCGACGAAGGUGUUUGUGGGUAAUCUGAGUAGUAUGUGCACCACAGAAGAUCUUCGGGAGCUGUUUCAGACCUUUGGCAAAGUUUUGGAGUGCGAUAAGGUGAAAGGUUAUGCCUUUGUCCACAUGGAGAACAAGGAGGAUGCGCUGCAGGCAAUUGAGGCUUUGCAUGGGACCUCCUUCAAAGGACGACCGCUCUCUGUGGAGCUGUCCAAAGUUCAGCCAAGUAAGCAGGCUCCAACUGGGAAAAUCCCGUGUGUCUGUUGUGGAAAACAGGGCCAUUAUGCAGGUGAAUGCCCAGCUGGUAAACCCACCCUAGAGCAGUACCAGAGCCAAGCGGCCGUGUUAGCCGCCGCCGCCGCUGCAGCUGCUGGCCUUCCACUGCAGGUUCAACAGAGUGUCCACAAUUCUGUGUACAACACCUCAACGUUUGACCCCACGUAUGCUGCUUUGACUGGACUUACAGCUGCUGGUGCGAGGGCGGAAGGAGGAACCGCCGUGGCGCCAGCUGUGUACGGUGCACUAGCUAGUCAAUUGUACGGGACGGUUUCCAAUCAGCUGUACGGUGGGACACUUGCAAAUCAGGCACUCAACUCUGGUGCUGCUGCAGCUGCCACACAGGUGUACGGCUCCAUUAACCCAGCUCUCUAUGGGCAGGUGACAAACGGAGCAGUUGGAGCUGCAUACAGUCCACAAGUUUACACAUCCGCUGUAGCGAAUCCAAUGUUCCUAGCUGCAGCGCACAGCAUGGAGGUACCGACCGCUGCUGCGGUUAACCCAGCUUAUACAGUAGCACCAGCUCUCUACACCGCUUCCCCGGCCUACGGGGGUUUUGGGGCAGCUGACCCAGCAGCUAUCUUUGAGGCAGCAAGGGCGCACUACUUUGCACAAGGACAGCAAGUUCUAGCUGAACAGCAACAGGCUAGCUCAAAGUCUGGAGAGAGGGACCGGAGUCCGCUAAGAAGAUCUGCUCCGCUGCUGCCAGACCCUGUUAUGAAACCAUUUAUGUACCAGAGGGCCAAGCGCAGAGCAUUGUUGCCUACACCUGCGGGUCGAGAGGAAGCCGCUGCACAGGAGGAUGACGCUGUAGCCAGACUUGUAUGAAUCGGAGCCCUGAAAAGAAGCUAAAGGACUAGAGACUGAUCCCAAUCUCACCCCUGUCUCUAUGGAUGGGGUAAGUCUAGGGGCAACCCCACUCUAUACCCCACAGCUGCACACACCAUACCAAACCCCUUCCCCAGGAGCAGCAAAAUCUUCGACCCAGCUUUUGGUACUUUUUAACCACCCAUAGUCCCCAUGCAGUUUCUUUAACUCUUUAACUGGAGUGUGCUUCAAUGAUGACUAUCCUUGACAUGCUUUUAUGAUGCAAGCAUAUUGUAAAACAUGUUUAUGUGUGAGUGUCAGGAGGCACCCACACUGUAAAACUUUUCUGCAUUUCCUUUAGUUGUACGUGAUGGGGCUGCAAUUGUAAAUUCAAGAUCUCUCCCACAAGGCUUCGCUCACUUCUGCUUCCAUUGUGCAUGCUUCUUUUUUUUUCUUGUUUUCACCCCCAAAAACAAAGAUUUCUGAUGUGACUGUUCCAACUGAACUAGGUCCCUAUGGAACUGUGGACACCAAACGCAGAGCUGGUUUGGGGGGAAGAAAGUUAGCGUCGCGCAGUGUACAGGAAACUCUUUCACUCCAUACAGGUAAACGCACUGUGCCUCGCCCCCUUUCUACCUGUCAUCCUCCCCGAUAGCACUUGCGCCUGACCGUGUAUCCACUCUAUUUCUCCUCACCACCACCCCACCCCUCUUGUAGAUUCCUUACUUCUCGUCACCACUGCCAUAGCCAAUUGGUUCUCUAAACACCAGUGUUAUGCUACUCUGUCACUGCCAAAAGGGGGCGGCGGGGGUGACCGUUUACUGCUUCUGUGGUUAGUGUGUGUCGGUAAUGGGUGGGUGCUUGGUGCUCCUAUAACUGAUGUGUUGGUUUAGCUUCGGAGAGAGUGUGGUGAUAAUGUGUCCGUAAGCAACUGAGUGAGUGGACUUGCUGGUCAAUGAUUGAAAGACUGCGUAAAAUGAGUGUUAAAACAAGUUUGCAAGGGUGGCUGAUAAAGGUGUGUGACAAAGGUGAGUGAUUGUGCAUCAGUAUCGUCGACCUCACCUGGCCCCCCGUCUCCAUGUGCCUUUUUUUUGUUUGUUUAUUUGAUUUAACCCUUGCCCCCAGGCUUCCUCGAGUCUACUCGCCGUUAAUGCCCAGCUCACCGCCGCCCUCGUCGCAUCCCCAGUGCUAGUUAUUACGUUUGUUCAGUGUUAACCACUGCUUGAACGCAUCCGCAAAAGCUCUGUGACUGGACCUGAGACACUGGCCAACAUUUUAUUCGCAAGACUCUCAUUUGGGCUCAGUGACACUGGAAACCCUUAUCAAGCAGUGCUUGACUGUGAUGCACUGCUCCGCCGUAAACCAACAAGGCAUUCUUAUCAUAAACAUAUGCUUUUGUUUCCUAAAUUGACAACAAUUCUUGAGCAGAAGCUUAGUUAUAGUCAUACCAAACAGUUACCAAAUUUGGUUUUUGUUUGUCAGAUGAAAAGACAUUAUUUUAGGAGUUAAUCUGAAAGCUACCUUGUGUUACCUGUUCAAAUGAGAGUUUGUUAUAAUGUUUGUGUUUGAAAUAGCUGAAUGUAUAAGUAGGUGGCACAGAUUUAGAUCGCCUACCUGGUUAAAUUACAUAGCCGGUAGAGGAAUGUCCUAGAAAACAAGCAGCUUCAGCUGGGGAAAAAAAAGACUGCUGAACCUGAGCUGCCGGAGGGAUACUUACAGGACCUUUCCUCCAGAGGGAGCAUGGUAGUGAAGUGUGGCUUAUUUCACUAGAAGGUGCUGUUGUUCUUGAUUUUUUCUGAUGAUGAUGAUAUAGCAUCUUCCCAUACAUUGUCACACACAUCUGCAUUGCUUCUUGUCUAUAGUGUCUGUUUAACUUUGCCUGUAGGAAUGAGGGGAAAAGGACAAGAUGACCUCAGUUUUAGAUCUUAUUCUGGAGGAAAAGGAACUGUUCGUUACCUGAAAUAAGAUGUCUCUUAUGCCAGAGACAGAGUAGUAGCUGGUACUCCCAAUGUUAGCGGUAUUAAGAUCUUUGGCUUGCAGAUAUUUGCGGUUGACAGAUUUCCAUGAUGUUCGUAGCAUCCGUUAAUGAUGACAGGUGUCUGCGGCAGAUAGUUAUCACUGGUUUUUGAGAAGAGCCUUCUAUACAGAAUUUUGGUUCUUAAACAUGGUUCUUGGUUCGUAAACAAAUCACUUACCUCCUUCUCAGACUUGCUCUUCCAGCUUAAGUCUCUUUGAACCUAGAUGAUACGCUCUUUCUGUCCACUUCCUCUCUAGAUAUCGUCGACCUUCUUGUUUAAACUGGACAAUAACAAUAACACAACCUCUCUUGUUUGAAUCCUGUUAUAUUUAGAAAACUUCAGUAUUUUAUUGUUUUAAAUUUUUCUUUUUUUCCCCCUCUCUGAUUCUUUAUAAGGAUAUCCCCUAC
This is a messenger RNA of Sinocyclocheilus anshuiensis, 3866 nucleotides long. RefSeq names its product RNA-binding protein 4B-like. The record is from RefSeq and is a predicted model, not a curated record. The transcript is spliced from 4 exons. Lineage: Eukaryota; Metazoa; Chordata; Actinopteri; Cypriniformes; Cyprinidae. Gene Ontology annotation, molecular function: mRNA binding; zinc ion binding. Bases 119 to 1462 code for a protein of 447 amino acids. Gene Ontology annotation, cellular component: nucleus.